Molecule: messenger RNA, 3715 nt
Organism: Drosophila eugracilis
Lineage: Eukaryota; Metazoa; Arthropoda; Insecta; Diptera; Drosophilidae
Exons: 6
Coding region: 471-3038 (855 amino acids)
Molecular function (GO): acyltransferase activity, transferring groups other than amino-acyl groups
Source: RefSeq, a predicted model, not a curated record
UAUUUUUACAGCUGCUCAAGACGCGCAGUCGCGAUUCGUAGACGUGCGUUCAUGCCAAGCGGUCGUCGCAGCUCCCCAAAAAAUAUUUAUCAUAAAAGCUGACAAAUUAUAAUAAGCCGCGCGUGUGUUUUCAAUACAAUUCCCCAUCAUCUCCCUUCGUCCCAAAAAUAAUAAGAAGUGCCAAACAAAAUUAAAUAAAUAUUUCUAACGGUUCUGCCGAGUGUCUGUUAUCAUCACUUUUUUUUUUGGUUGUGAAAAUGCUGGUGCAAAAUAUAUAAAUAAUUUGCUGUUAACCCACAUUGGAUUUUAUUAUUGUUUUUUUUUUCUGUUCGUGUGGAGUGAAAGUGAAGCAGGCCGAAAAAAUACAAAACGGAAAGAUAAAUAUAAAGACAUCGCAGGAACGUCGUGCCCAGCCAAUUAGUAUAUAUAUAUCGUUGAUAUAUAUACAUAGCGCCACAUAACGGAUCGCUAUGAUGCGCAGGACUUUGGUGCUGGCAAUGCUGCUCUCGCUGCUGGCAACGCCCCAAGCAGCGAUUGACAAGGAAGAUGGCAAAUUCCCGACGGGUAGACACAAUCUAAGCUCCGGAUCGGAUCAGCAUAAUGUGAUUAACCUAAGUUUGCAUGGCGUGGGUGCGGAUAGUAUUCCCAUUGAUCCGAAACUUAGCUUUGAUCUGUCGAGAACCCGCCGUCUAAGGGAUGCCCUCAACGUUUUCGAUCUCGCCGUUCUGGCCGCGCAAUGGGGUCAGGUGGAAAGCGCCGGCGGAGUGUCCGUUAACUGCAGCCGGGACAUGAGGAGCUACUUGGGUGGUCUCAGUGAUGCCAAGAUGUGGGCCGUAAAGAUGGACGAUGCUUCCGGUCACUAUACAUCCGGUUUUUUCUAUGGCAACAACUACUGGAUGGGUUCGUUGGCCCUUUGCGAUGCCAUUGACGAUGGCCUUAUCGCUGCUCCCAGCAAGGACAACAACUCCACCGCCUCAGGCUCAUCUGCUCCUGAAACGGAGACCAAGAACAGCGGCCUGCCCUUCGCCGCCGCUCAUACCCAAGGAUAUAGCAGUGUCUACAAUGCCCCGCCGCCCUUCGUUCCUGGGUUCUAUGUGAUCAAGAUGCAGCUCAACGAGACGCUGCCUACCCAAGUGCUGCGCACCAUUUACGUUGGCAUGUGCCUGCCCUCUAGCUGCUCCAUCACAGACAUUGGCCAGAUGACGCCCAAAGCCCAUGUGGAGCUACCUUCGCGGGAUCUGCGCGUGCUGGACAUUCGUGUGCCCACCGACAAGGAGUUCAACAUCUGGGCAGACAAGACCUUCUGCCUGCUGAUUGUGGUAUCCAGCAUAGUUCUGGGUUUGAUUUGCUGCGGCACCCUGUACGAGAUUUAUCUGAGGCGCAAACUGAAGGAGGCACUGCGUCGCCAGGACAAGGAGAUGAUGAACAAUAGUGAGACGAGCUCGGGAAUAGGAUGUGCAUCGUCGGAUUAUAGUGACACGAUGACCGCUCACGAUGAUCCACUCAAGCAAUCGAAUCACUCGCAAUCAUCGAAUUCCCUUAAGCAAUUGGAUGCUUUGGUGUUGAAUUUGCCACCGAAUGAUAAUGACAGCGGUAAUGGACACCAUCAUGAUCAUGAUGCGGAUCACGAUCAUCACGAUCAUGACGAUCAUCAUCGCAGUGGAAGCAAUAAUAGCAAUUCAGAUGAGCACUUGGAGGGGCAUCUGCAUGAACCCGAAAAAUUGAGUAUCUACUCGGAACUGUUGCUUUCCUUCUCGGCAAUAACGAAUUUCAAUGCUAUCUGUGAUCGAAAUGUGGGUGCCGAUACUAUUCCUUGUAUCCAUGGAUUGAGGGCAUUCAGUAUGGCUUGGGUAAUCCUGGGACACACUUGCAUCGUGGUCUUCAAGUACUCCGAUAAUAUGGAAAUGCGCAAGGAGGUGGAGCAGAACUUCUUCUUCCAGGCUAUCACCAAUGGACCGUUCAGUGUGGACACGUUCUUUUUUAUCAGUGGCUUCCUCAUCUCGUACAUCUACUUCCGGACGAAUGCCAAGGGCAAGCUGAAUAAGCUGAGCAAGGGAGCCAAUGAAUUCACCGCUGGCACUGCACACUUCUUUGGACUUGUGGCCUAUCGUUUCAUGCGUCUCACCGCCCCCUAUUUGUUCGUCCUGGGCGUGGUCCAGGUGACCAUGAAGUACUUGGCCACGUACUCGAUCUUCGACCCCCCGACCAUGGAUCAUAUCACCUGCCCGGAUUAUUGGUGGCGUAAUAUCCUCUACAUUAACACUCUGUUUCCUGUGGACGAGAUGUGCAUGCUCUGGAGUUGGUAUCUGGCGAAUGAUACGCAGUUCUACAUGAUCGGCGCCAUUAUCCUGAUCGUAGGAGUACGUCACUUUAAGCUCUCAGCGAUUACAACGCUGGUGUUCCUGGUGCUGUCGUGGAUCACUACGGCCGUGAUUGCGUUCACUAACAAUCAUCGACCAAACACGGACGAUCCCUUGGCGCUGUUCGACAAGAUCUAUGACAAGCCAUGGACCCGCCUAGGACCCUAUCUCAUUGGCAUGGCUGUGGGAUGGAUUCUGUUCAGGACCAAUUGCAAGAUCCGGUUGCCCAAGCUAACGGUGGCCACCGCCUGGACCCUGGCCAUGCUCAAUCUGUUCGUCCUGGUCUUUGGUCUGUACAAGGCCGAUCUGUCACAGUUCACUGCCGCCGCCUACAGUUCACUUAGUCACUCGGCCUGGGCGUUGUCGCUGGCCUGGAUCACCAUCGCCUGCUCUACGGGCUAUGGUGGCUAUAUCAACUCCCUGCUUUCGGCACCCUGCCUGUACCCCUUCUCCCGCGUUACCUAUUGCGCCUAUCUGGUCCACCCGAUCGUCAUCCGUUCUAUGGCGCUAAACUCGGACGCGCCACUCCAUCUGGGUGGGGAUCUGAUGGUGGUCAUGUUCUUUGGUCUGACGGUGGCCUCCUACUUCCUGUCCUUCGUUGUGUCGAUGUCCUUUGAGGCGCCCGUUGUCACAAUGCUGAAGAUCCUGUCUCCCAGUCGAAAGAAACGCCUCGCCUAAGUGCCACGUCCCAGAACCGCCCAUUUCCGAUUAUUUAUACCCCCCAUUUUGUCAUGUUAUCUAUUUCUUGUCUCUCAAUCAAUGCCCACAUAUUUAUAGCAUCGACUCAUCUGCACACACGACACCUUCCGAUCGUUUUCUAUAUAAUAUAUAUAUAUAUAUACAUCCUCCCGCACACACAACAUUUUCCCACUCACAAUUGUGUUCCAGUUAACGAAAAACCGAAAAGCAAAUGAAAAUGAAAAGAAAAACAUGGAAAACACGACGUGCAAAUGAAUUCCAACUAUUUUUUAUCAUAAUUUUUUGUUUCAUAAUGUGUACAUUUUAGUCCUUUUAUUUAUUCCAAAGGUUUGGAAAUUUUUGCGCGUGACGAUGAUAAAGAGUUAUACAUAGUACUUAAUAGUUAUAAUUAUAUGAAACUCUAGUACCUAAUUUUAUGAAAUCAUGUUGUAUAUACUAUAUGCUAUAUAUUGUUAUAUAUAAACCUUUAAAUAAAAACUGCUACCAAAUACAAAAAAAGACAUUCAAGUUUCUUUCAAGUCCAUACUUUAUUUUCGUUUGAUAACAAAACAGUUUAUGAAUAGCUAAAAAAGCUAAUAACAAUAUUAUAGUAAAGUUAUACAUACAUAUAUUAUUAACUUAUUGAGAUCAAAUAUACAUUUAUUUAUCAACACAAA